AUGGAACUGAUGUUUUUACUACUUGGUAAACAUAUUGUAAACUCAUCAAUACAAGUCCAAUACCUAACUACGGAUCCUCUAUCGAUUCGAUCUAAAGCAGUUAUCCCACUAUAUAUGCUCGAUUCACUAGAAGAUGACCCCUACUGUAACAAUAAAAUAGAAAAAUAUUUCGCACGAUCACACGAUCCCAUCUUUGAUAACAUAACAUAUAGAACUUACUUUGAAACAUAUGAAAUAAGAUCAACCAGACCAAACACAUCGAACAGAACAAUAUACCAAGAUGACCUUAGAAAUUUCGUUAUUAAACGCACUAAUCGAAUACUCACAUGCAUGCGGUCUUUACGAUUAGAACACGGUGAGCCGUUUUUUUAUCAACAACUUCUGCUAAAACUUCCGUACAGAUCUGAGAAUGAGAUGUUAGGUGGUUACCAAGAUUACCGUGAUCAUUUUCUGGCCCGCUUUCCAGAUACUUAUCAGACCAUCCGCAAAAAAAAUCAUGAAUUCACACUGAGACAAACAACACAUGCCUUAAAUCAAUUCAACACUCUCAUCGAAACAAUAACCUCGUCACUAAACCCGAUACUAACAACAAACAUCCUCGACAUAAUAAAAAUUCAAUUAGAUUCCAUAAAAGUAUUACCACAAAUUGUAACCAUUAACUCAAUUGUAAAUCUACCGCCAAGCCAAUACUACUGCCGACAAACAAUAAACAAUUACCUGGGCCCACAAGAUGAAUUACAGUACAUUAUCCCUAUUUCUUCAUUACAGGUUCAGCAGACACCAGGAAAUCCUACAUGA
This is a messenger RNA of Ambispora leptoticha, 798 nucleotides long. NCBI's taxonomy places the organism in Eukaryota, Fungi, Glomeromycota, Glomeromycetes, Archaeosporales, Ambisporaceae. The record is from the annotation of a GenBank genome assembly.